Sebastes umbrosus (honeycomb rockfish) is the source of this 2782-nucleotide messenger RNA. It is a transcript of the gene mpped1, whose product is annotated as metallophosphoesterase domain containing 1. The record is from RefSeq and is a predicted model, not a curated record. Gene Ontology annotation, molecular function: hydrolase activity. The coding region runs from base 386 to 1330 and encodes 314 amino acids. Lineage: Eukaryota; Metazoa; Chordata; Actinopteri; Perciformes; Sebastidae. The transcript is spliced from 7 exons.
GGUGGGCAGGACCGAAAGAGAGAGAGAGAGAGAGAGAGAAAGAGGAGGAGAGGGAGAGAGAGAGAUGCACCACGGGGGUUCUCAUUCAAACUGACCAGCGCGUCUCUGAGUCAGAUCAGACUCCUCAUCCAUCAGUCCAUCAUCCUCCUCCGAGCAGCAGCAGCCUGCAGCCUGCAGCAGACCACCGGACAAGGUGCCGAAGAGCUGAAGAAGAAGAAGAAGAAGAAGAAGAGGAGGAUGAGGAGGUGAUGUCUUCUCCUCAGCUCACUGUGAUUGUUUAGCUCAGCGAGGGUUUGAGCCUCCCAGCAGCCUCUCCUCAGCGUCCUAACGCUAAACGUCCCGGCCCGCCGCCUCGCUCUCUCCUCCGGUUCCCCCCCAUAGUGCCAUGGCCUUCACCCUGUCAGAGAUCAUGGCAGCGAGACGGCAGCAGUCGCAGGCUCAGUCACAGGCCCAGCGAGGCAACAGGACGGCGGUGGAAGUGGACGAAUACAGCACCAACCCAACUCAGGCCUUCACCUUCUACAACAUCAACCAGGGACGCUUCCAGCCGCCGCACGUCCACAUGGUGGACCCGAUGCCCCACGACACGCCCAAGCCGCCGGGCUACACCCGCUUCGUGUGCAUCUCGGACACCCACUCCCGCACCGACAGCAUCCAGAUGCCGUACGGAGACGUGUUCAUCCACGCCGGAGACUUCACCGAGCUGGGGCUGCCCUCCGAGGUCAAGAAGUUCAACGACUGGCUAGGUACCCUGCCCUACGACAUCAAGAUAGUGAUUGCCGGCAACCACGAGUUGACCUUCGACCAGGAGUUUAUGGCGGACCUGAUCAAGCAGGACUUCUACUACUUCCCUUCCGCCUCCAAGUUGAAGCCGGAGAACUACGAGAACGUCCAGUCGCUGCUCACCAACUGCAUCUACCUGCAGGACUCCGAGGUCACCGUGCGGGGCUUCAAGAUCCACGGCUCGCCCUGGCAGCCCUGGUACUACGGCUGGGGCUUCAACCUGCCGCGGGGUCAGGCUCUGCUGGACAAGUGGAACCAGAUCCCCGACAACACCGACAUCCUGGUCACACACUGCCCCCCACUGGGUUUCCUGGACUGGGUCCCGAAAAAGAUGCAGCGUGUCGGGUGCAUGGAGCUGCUGAACACAGUCCAGAGGAGAGUCCAGCCCAAGUUACACGUGUUCGGACACAUUCAUGAAGGUUACGGCAUGAUGACCGACGGCACCACGACAUUCGUCAACGCCUCGGCCUGCACCGUCAACUUCCUGCCCAUGAACGCGCCCAUCGUCUUCGACCUUCCCAACCCGAACCCGAGGGCCACAACAUGACUAGAGGAGGCCCGCCCCAAAACACCUGCCGCCCCUCUGGAGAAAGGAGCCAGGAGAGGCAGGUGAGGUCGGAGGGCGGGCGGAGCGGAGCGGAGCCGAGCAGAGUCUGUAAAUAUGAGGCGACACACACGGUCGGUAACACGCCCGGAGACGGAGCCGGACCGAGCGACGGGGAGGACGCCUCCUCGCGCUGUUAAUGUUAUUUUAUGUGCCAUCAUUUCUUCAUCUCAAAUCCAAACGGACGAGCGGAGAGACGCUGGACAAAAUGGACAUUUCUCUGUCCUCUUUUACUGCACUGACAAUCUGAUGAUGUGGCUCUCAGAGAGACGAGAGAGACACCCCGACGUCCCCGACGUCCCCGUUCUCACUUCAUCUAAAUGAACUUAAAGUGAGACAACCCAGCACCUCGUCUAUAUUUUGGUUAAACGGAACAAUGAGCCCCGAGGAGGACGGGAUUUUAACAGAACUUUUCUCCCAUUUUUAAAAGAUAUUUCCUCAUUUCCUCCCCCUGUUAUCUCCCUCCUCCUGUUUCUCUCUCCCCUCCUCGGGCCCGGAGCAUGAUGGGAGUGUUUUUUUGCCAGUGUGUGUGAGAUCAGAGCGAGUGUGUGAGGGCAGCGAGAGGUCUCUGCCGGGGGCUGUGUGAGAGUCGGGGUGUCAGACAUGUUGACACGGCUCCCCUGGGCCUCAUUACAGCCCUCUUAACCGGGCGAUGAGGACGACGCAGAGGAAACCACACGCAACACUUCCCUUCUUUUUCCUCCCCUCUCCACUCCUCCUUUCUCCCUCCCUCUCUCUCCUUCAUGCUGUGAAUAACUAGCACAGCUCUUUAGCUACGACUUGGACGAGACAGCACAUGCGACGUAAAGGUGCUAUACGCUAACGCUGGACAGUCGUUGUUUCAAGGACCCUCCGUCGUGUCAGGAGAGACGGAACUUUCUAUCCUUUUUUCCAAGAGGAGUAAAGCUGUAACUACAUGUACUGUAACUGGUCUUUGUAAAUGUUCUCUGUCGAUGUAAAGAAGAAGAAGAAGAAGAAGAAAAAAAAGUUUUUCUUGAAGAUUUCCAAGAUGCUUUUUAAAAAAACAUGUUAAUAUUCGUGGUUGUUCCAUUUCCUUUCGUCCUAUUUCUUAGUAAUGUAAAUGCUUAUUAUUGUAUUUUCUUCUCUUGUGAAGCUGCUCGGCCCCCAUUUGGUGAUUAUUAACUCUUUCAUGUCUCUCAGCAGUUUGUCUUUUUUUUUUGUUUUGCUCUAUUUUCUGAAUUUCUCGGUAAGAGUCUGAAUGUGCUUCGCAUAACAAGACCACGUCACACUUUGAUCUUCCUGCUCUCCGACAUUCUGUACGAACGCUCCCCCGGGGGCUGCAGUUUACUCCCGCUUCGCUCCUCUUCGCCUCCUCAGCACAUCAGCAUUCAUCGUGCCGGCUGAUGUCUUAAUGUUUUCCAAAAUAGGCAAAAC